Molecule: messenger RNA, 1836 nt
Organism: Pistacia vera
Lineage: Eukaryota; Viridiplantae; Streptophyta; Magnoliopsida; Sapindales; Anacardiaceae
Product: protein DETOXIFICATION 55-like
Exons: 2
Coding region: 107-1621 (504 amino acids)
Biological process (GO): xenobiotic detoxification by transmembrane export across the plasma membrane
Cellular component (GO): membrane
Molecular function (GO): xenobiotic transmembrane transporter activity; antiporter activity
Source: RefSeq, a predicted model, not a curated record
AGCUGGCUCUUACAUCUGCCACAUUCUCUAAGUGUUUUUUCUACUGUAACAAAUUCUUCACUCAAUUUGCUUUAGAAUAAACACUUGUCACUUGUAGCAAAACGAAAUGAAGAUGUUUGCAGCAGAGAAAUCGCAAAAGUAUCCGGCAAUGCCAGAGGUAGUCGAGGAGCUAAAGACAAUAUCAGACAUAGGUUUGCCAAUAGUGGCUAUGAGCUUGGUGGGGUAUCUGAAAAAUAUGAUUUUAGUUGUGUGCAUGGGAAGACUUGGAAGCCUUGAACUCGCAGGCGGGGCUUUAGCCAUCGGCUUCACAAACAUCACCGGCUAUUCGGUUUUAUCAGGUUUGGCCAUGGGGAUGGAGCCCCUUUGUGGCCAAGGUUUUGGUUCAAAAAACCUGACCUUAGUAUCUCUCACUCUAAAGAGAACAAUUCUUAUGCUACUUCUUGCUUCAGUAGCUAUUGGAUUGUUAUGGCUUAACCUUGAACCUCUCAUGCUUGUCCUCCAUCAGGACCCCGAUAUAACAAGAGUUGCUAGCAUUUAUUGUCGCUAUGCCAUCCCAGACCUCAUCGCUAAUAGCCUUCUUCAUCCUUUACGUAUUUAUUUGCGUAGUAAAGGGACAACAUGGCCACUAAUGUGGUGCACCUUACUCUCAAUUGUUUUUCACCUCCCUAUUACUAUUUUUUUGGCCUUCAAUCUUGGUCUUGGUGUGCCUGGAAUCGCAAUUUCCAAUUUCAUUUCCAAUUUUAACACCCUUUUCUUCCUUGUUUGUUACAUGUACUAUACUCGCACCCCAAAUGAACCAGUAUGUACACCAUUAACAACUGAUCAGUCUUUGCUACUUUCUUUAAAUAAUUCUUCAUUAGGGGACGAAUGGAGAAUUCUUCUUCAACUCGCCAUACCAAGUUGUUUAGCUGUUUGUUUAGAGUGGUGGUGGUAUGAGUUCAUGACCAUUUUAGCCGGGUAUUUAAUCAAUCCUCGCGUUGCUCUUGCAACAUCAGCUUUAGUGAUACAAACAACAUCGCUAAUGUACACAUUGCCAAUGGCUCUAAGUGCAUCUGUAUCGAGUCGAGUAGGGAACGAACUUGGAGCGGGGAGGCCAGAGAAGGCGCGUUUGGCCACAGCGGUAGCGAUAGGAUUAGCCUUAUUUGUGUCAGUAUUCGGGUUGCUAGGGACAACUCUCGGGAGAGAAGCAUGGGGGAAAGUUUUCACUAAAGAUAGCGAAGUUCUUGAGCUAACUAAGACUGUCCUACCCAUUAUUGGAUUAUGUGAGCUAGCAAAUUGUCCACAAACCACAAGUUGUGGGAUUCUUAGAGGAAGUGCUAGGCCCGGAAUUGGGGCAACCAUAAACUUUUACUCAUUUUACUUGGUGGGUGCACCAUUGGCGAUAGUUUUAGCCUUUGUUUGGAAAUUAGGCUUUGUGGGUCUGUGUUAUGGGCUUCUUGGGGCUCAAAUUGCAUGUGUAAUGUCAAUUUUAACUGUGGUGUUCAACACAGAUUGGGAAAAAGAGUCGAUCAAGGCCGCAGACCUGGUGGGCAAAAGUAACACUUCGGCACAUGCAGACCGAACAGUCAAAUGUGAAGAAGGUCUUGUUGGUUUCCUUAAAGAAGUUGAUUUUGAAAAGUGAAAUAGAGACUUGGCUUGGAGGUAACACAUACUAAAAGAUACAGCGGCCAUGCAUUGACAGGACAAAAUUCAAAUGACUCUUUUUAUCUCUUGAUGAUUAUUUCCCAUACUCAUUAUAUGUAUGUGUUUGUUUUGUCAUUUUCUUAUUUUUUGUCCUUUACUUUUCUUUUUUCUAUACACCUAUGUCACCACUCACCACCUUACGUUGGAUUGUGA